AUGAGUGUUGAAGAGACAGCACAAUGGAUAGCAAAAAUGUUUGAUCACAUACCAGUUGAAUUUUAUCACACAGAAAUUGAAGACAGUAAAAAUACAAAACGUAAAUUUGAAGUAGCUCAUGAUGACUUAGCUGUUGACUUAAAUGAAAUUUCUAAAAGACAGCUAUCAGUUGAAGGAAAAAUGACUAUAUCUCAAUAUAAUGAGGCUCUUUUGGCUAUGAAAAAAGAUCAAAUUAAACAAACUGCUCAACCACUAAUGGAAGAAGACCAAGUAGGAGAAGAAUUAACUGAAAAUCCAACUAUUGCAUUAAAACGUAAAUUACAUGCUAAGAUAGAUGAAGUUCAUAAAGGAAAAACAAAGAACCUAAAUACAAAAGUUGAAAAGACUGAAUUACCAGAAAGCAAAAAACAUUUUAAACAUCAUAAUGAUAAUAAACAAAAGCACCAGUCUAAAAAAGAAAAACAAGAAGGAAAAGUUGAACCAUUUGUUAGACCAACAAUGACAAGUCCUGUUGUAAAAGAUAAUUUGGAUUUUGGAACAAUUGCUUUUACUUCUGGAAAAACCGUUCCAAAAUAUUUGAAUAAAAAACAAAAACACGAUUGA
Entamoeba dispar SAW760 is the source of this 603-nucleotide messenger RNA. RefSeq lists its product as uncharacterized. The coding region runs from base 1 to 603 and encodes 200 amino acids. Lineage: Eukaryota; Evosea; Mastigamoebida; Endamoebidae. The transcript has a single exon. The record is from RefSeq and is a predicted model, not a curated record.